Molecule: messenger RNA, 468 nt
Organism: Cyprinodon variegatus (sheepshead minnow)
Lineage: Eukaryota; Metazoa; Chordata; Actinopteri; Cyprinodontiformes; Cyprinodontidae
Product: putative protein TPRXL
Exons: 6
Source: RefSeq, a predicted model, not a curated record
GACCAGGACCUGCAGACCCACCCAGAAACCUCCAGAACCACCAUCCAUCUGAAGCUUCAGGACCGACCCGUUUGGACCAGCAUGUGGAUGUUUGUGAUCCUCAUCAGCCUGCUGGAUCAGAACCAGGCAGCUCCUCUACCAGAACACCAUGGAGCAUUCCAGAUGGUUCUGCAGGAUCAGCUGGCCCAAACCGCAGUCACCGGCACGCCUCCUGUCCCCCAGCAGAAGACAUCGUCCUCAUCUUCCUCCUCCUCCUCUUCCUCUUCAUCUUCCUCUUCAGACUCCUCAGAGUCCAGUCAGCAGCCCAUGAUGUUCCAACCGCUGAAGGACCGACAGCAGCUGGAGAACACGGCAGUGGAGCAGGUGGACUCACUGGAGAGCUCAGAGCUCCUGCUGCCUCCCAGUAACACCAGCAGCACCAGUCUGAGAGACGGAGGACCUGCUGAGGGCACAGAAGGUCAACAUGAG